Molecule: messenger RNA, 3040 nt
Organism: Pieris napi
Lineage: Eukaryota; Metazoa; Arthropoda; Insecta; Lepidoptera; Pieridae
Product: vesicle-associated membrane protein 2-like
Exons: 8
Coding region: 382-729 (115 amino acids)
Biological process (GO): vesicle-mediated transport; vesicle fusion
Cellular component (GO): SNARE complex; plasma membrane
Molecular function (GO): SNAP receptor activity; syntaxin binding
Source: RefSeq, a predicted model, not a curated record
AGACGCGCCCUCUCCCAUACAAAUCGGUAAACCCUGUCGCGGAAGGUUUUCUCUUUAGUCUAAAUUUUCUGAAAAUCGCACGUUUUAUCAUUCAUCAGCGUUAACUCAGAUUAAAAAUCAUAUAUAUAUGUGAAAUAGUGUAAAAGCAGAUAUAAAGGGGUAGGUUUUAUUUUGAGUUGCUAUAAAUAGCCUGAGACAAUUUCCUAGUGGGAAUCGAGUGCCCCAUUCAUAAAGUACAUUCAUUUGGGAAGACACGGUCGGAGAGGGGAAAAUUUUCAAGUUGCAGUGAAUGGAUUUUUAAUCAAUACUCGUGGAAUCCGGUUACAAGACUUCUUGAAGUAAGGAUUUUCUUAUCGACGAGAAAGCAGUAAUUUAAAGAAAAUGGCAACGACGGAGGGUGGUUUAGCUCCAAGCAGCGAUGACAUGCCAGUGGGCGGACCCAAGACGCCCCAACAGAUUGCUGCCCAGCGCCGUCUUCAACAGACACAGGCGCAAGUCGAUGAGGUGGUGGAUAUUAUGAAAACAAACGUCGAAAAGGUGCUGGAGAGAGAUCAGAAGCUUUCAGAACUUGAUGACCGAGCAGAUGCACUGCAACAAGGCGCUUCACAGUUUGAACAACAAGCUGGCAAGCUGAAGAGCAAAUUUUGGUUGCAGAACUUAAAAAUGAUGAUAAUCGCAGCUGUCAUUGGAAUUAUAAUUUUGGCUCUAAUCAUUGCCAACUUUGUGUGAACAAGUUUCGGUAACCGAAGUUUAAUUUAGAAGUUACUUGUUAUAUUAUGAAUAGAUAUAAUGCAGUCUGUAAACAUCUUUUGUGGCUAACCGAGGUCUCGCCUUCGCUGCUUUUCGGUCCCGGCUACAAUUAACCCGAAUAAUAAUUUUAUCGUUCUAUAUAGAUUAGUGUUGUUGAAUGUUUUCGUAAUUAUAUAAAAAUGAAACAGUAUAAUAUCGAAAUAUUGAGGCUAAAUAUCUUAGAAUUUGUAAAUUUUUGAGAUCACUUAUCUUACCGACUCUGUCACUAUUUUGCCAUAAGUAAUGUUUUAAUAGAAUAUUUUUAGAAGAUCUUUCUUUAUUAACAUUUACUGUUGAAUAGCGAAAAUUUCCGCUGGCCCUUACAAUAAGGCUUAUCAAAAAUAUACCAUAUCAAGAUAUUUUCUAAUUGUGUUCAACAAUAUAAAUAUUUUUAUUAAUUUUGCUUUUUAUACUUGGACCAAAUUUUUUAAAACUUGUUAUCCCUAGAGACCUGUUAAUGUUGUUUUAGAGACCGUGUUACAAAGUAGAAUUUAAUUUUCUAAAAUUUAAUUUUCGACACUUAUUCAACGCAAAGAUUUGUCCUUUAAAUCGCUUAAAGUUUGUCAUGCUAUUUACACCUAUAUGUUUUUUAAUAUAUAAAAAAUGUGUUAUGGGAAGCUGCACAGCACCUUGAGCGGUUUUGUAACUUGUUAAAAAUGUAUACCUAUUAGCCGUUUCACAAUGUAACCAUUUAAACUUAGUUACAUAGAUUUGAAACGAAGUUUUAUACCUAAUAAAAUUAUUGUUAAAUAUAUUACAAUUUGUAUAGAUGUGUCACAAUAUACCUUCUUAUAAGGGUUUAUUACUGGCCAGUUCGUGUAUUUAAAAAAAUCUGUGUGUUUAAAACAUGUGAGAAAUUGAUGUAGAUUUUUAACUGCUUUCUAGUUAGAUAUUGCUAAUUCUGUUGUACAUAAAUCUGAUAUAGACUUAACAAUUCAUAUAUUUGUUGUAUUUCUUUCGUUAUGCCUAGAAAUCUUUUCUGUACAUCAGAAUUGUACCACGUAUGUUUUUUUGUUUUAAAAAAGUAUGUGCUUAAUUUUCCGUUUCAAAUAAAGGAUUUAUAUUUUUUUUCGUAAGAUUAUUUUAUAUUCAUAAAGAUUAUAUCUAAUGAUGGUCUAUAGUUACAAUACAAAAUAUUUCAUAUUGAUGUCGUAAAUUCAUCACCUAGUAGGAUUUAAAUAGAAAAUUAUAGCGUGUAAAUAAAAUAUAUUAGAGUAAUGUUUCAGAGGUUUGAAAAUUUUUAGAAAAACUACAUUAACCGAUAAGUAUAACCAAUUGGUGUUUUAAUGAUUAUCAUAAAUAAAUGUUUGAUUUAGAUUAUAGAAUCAUGUUAAACAACUAAAUUCAUCUUAUUAACGCGUCCUUUACUGUUUUAUAAAAUUUCAAAUUUAGAACAUGAUGAAGUGAACAAUAUUUAAUAAUUAAAAUGUAAACUAUGAAAGUUAGCUCUGAAUGUUGUUAAUAUAAUUUGGAAAUCGAACUUGCUAUACUAGUAUAAUGUUUACUAUCUGUGAUGAGCCCACAGAGAACAUUAUAUUAUACGUAUAUAUUUAAUAUAAUUUUUGCUUAUGUUACAUUCGGACGCGUUUAUAACAUGAAACACUCUUUCACUGUAAGGUAAAAGAAAUACACCAGAGUCUCAUGAGAUAAAUAUAUUAAAGUACCUUUAAUCAUAGAUAACAUAAAUAUUCAUUAUAAGGAAAAUAAUAUUUGAAGCGUAAUAAUUUAAUAGAUAACGUAGUGAAUUUGAUUUGAGACCUACGAUAUUGUGUACAUAUUAUAAUUGAGUGAUUUAUUAAUUAUUUUAUUAUUAAUAUAGUUUUAUUACAAAAUGUUAUGUUAAUACAAAAACAGAUACCUUAAACGAUUAUAAUACAUCAUUUAUUAUUUAAAAAAAUGUUUACGAAGAAUAUUAUAUUAGUAACAAAUGAGACUAUAAUAAUUAUCCCAUUAUUUGUUAAUACCCAUUUUUUUAAUAAGUAGGUAUCUCAUUUUUAUUUUAAACAAAAAAAAGAAUGUCUAAGUAUAAUAUAGCACUUGAUGUUACAAUUUAUUAAUAUUAUCGUAAUGGGAUAUUAAUUAUUUAAUUUGAAACCUGCCUAGCUGUUGUGCGAGUUAAAACCAUUGAAUAGUUCAUAGUUAAAUUACUUACAUAAUCAAUACUAACUUAUUGAAAAUAUAGGGAAACUUAAUGUAUCUAUAGCAUUAUUUUAUGUAAAAGUAUUGCUUCAAUAAAAAGCGAAUUUAAAUA